Molecule: messenger RNA, 1000 nt
Organism: Chenopodium quinoa (quinoa)
Lineage: Eukaryota; Viridiplantae; Streptophyta; Magnoliopsida; Caryophyllales; Amaranthaceae
Product: universal stress protein A-like protein
Exons: 5
Coding region: 246-776 (176 amino acids)
Molecular function (GO): AMP binding
Source: RefSeq, a predicted model, not a curated record
ACUCCAGAAAAUGUCGUUAAUGAAUUUGAAAUAGUUUGCUUCUGUAAACGUUAAACCGUCCUCUUUCUGGGCCCUAUCGCCAGAACAUCAUACAUAAUCAUAUUUUUAUUCUUCAUAAUAAUCCAAAAACCCAGAUUUCUCUUUAAUUUCUUCAUCAAUUCUAUUUUGAUUUUCUCUCUUCUUGAGUUCUUUCUUACUUGCUCUGGAAUCCUUUAGACUUCUUUGCUAGUGAGAAAAGAGAAAGGAUGAGUGGGAGCGAGCCAACUCGAGUGCUGAUAGGGGUGAACCAAUCCAGCAUUAAAGGCUAUCCUCAUGCCUCCAUUAGCUCCAAAGGUGCUUUUGAAUGGACUCUCCAAAAGAUCGUGCGAGACAAUAUUCCUGGCUUCAAGCUCCUCUUUCUCCAUGUGCAAGUCCCUGAUGAAGAUGGAUUUGAUGAUAUGGAUAGCAUAUUUGCAUCACCUGAUGAUUUCAAAAGCAUGAAAGCCAAAGAAAAGAAUAAAGGACUUCAUCUCUUGGAGUACUUUGUUCAAAGAUGUCAUGAAAUAGGGAUUGCUUGUGAAGCUUGGAUUCGGAAGGGUGAUCCACAAGAAACUGUUUGCCAUGAGGUGAAGCGGGUUCAGCCUGAUUUCCUUGUUGUGGGAUGCAGGGGACUUGGACCUUUCCAGAGGGUAUUUGUGGGUACUGUCAGUGAGUUUUGUGUCAAGCAUGCUGAAUGCCCUGUCAUUACAAUCAAACGGAGUGCAGAGGAGACUCCUCAAGACCCUGUAGAUGAUUAAAAUGUUGGUGUUGUGGCUGAACCAUGGUGCUUUGUAUAUAGACCUGAUUUUAAGAUUGUGAACGUUGUGUAAAUUUGAAUUCGAGUGAAAAUUGGGGGCUUAAGACUUGUUUUUUAAUGACAAUGAAUUGAAUACGAUGCGUUGUGGUGAUCUCUUGCAGAGUCUGCUUUAAGGUCUUCAUACUGUACAAUAUUUGUAAUAUAAGUUCUAUAUUGUAUACUGUA